Molecule: messenger RNA, 5073 nt
Organism: Crotalus tigris (Tiger rattlesnake)
Lineage: Eukaryota; Metazoa; Chordata; Lepidosauria; Squamata; Viperidae
Gene: C2CD4C
Product: C2 calcium dependent domain containing 4C
Exons: 2
Coding region: 268-1575 (435 amino acids)
Source: RefSeq, a predicted model, not a curated record
CGGCACCGUUGCGGAGGGCUUGAUAAUUCGCGCGCAGGAUGGGGUGGGGGGAGGUGUUGCGCUUUCUGGUGCCUGCGAUGAAUGAACGGGGCUAACCUCGCUGGUAUAAAAAGACGGCGUCGCAGGUCCUUGUUGCCAGCCGAAGAGAAGGCGGAGGCAGCGUUUCUUUCUGCCUUACUUCCCAGGUUUACCGCGGAGUUUGCACCUCGCCCGUUUGCAGUUGUCGGUCUACUUCUGAACCAGUAGAAGAAAAAAAAAAGACUCAGAAUGUGGCUUUUAGAGAAAAUCCGAGGCUCAGUGGACAACAGCGGUUCUCGCGGCAACGACUCGGCCGAUAAGCAGUCCAAGGGACCAUUGUACAGCAACGUCCUGACGCCGGAUAAAAUCCCGGAUUUUUUCAUUCCUCCCAAGCUGCCAACGGUACCUCCUGAGGCAGAGGAAGGGAACAUCAAACCGAAUCUGGGCACUUCGGCCUCUGAGCAGAAUUUAUCUGCCCGCAAAACUCAGCGCAGCCCUCGUUUGCCCGUGAAGGCCGUUUCGGAGAGCAAAAACCUUCUGAAAGCCGCCAGCCGACACAUCAUUCAGAUUGAGAGCGCGGAUGAAUGGAUGUCUGAAGAAGACUACAGUACCAAUGCAGACCCACAGUCCCAGACGGCUAUGUCGCUGCCGUAUGUCCCCAAAGCACAGACCUCGUAUGGCUUCGCGACAUUGAUGGAGAGUCCUCACACACGCCGCAAGGAGUCUCUUUUCCACAGCGAGCAUACCAGCCUGUGCCCAUCCCAGUCCUCCUCGCCCAGUUCUCAACGGAGGUCCACCUCAGGAGGGGGCAAGACAAAUGGAGAGAGCACCCACCUCAACCCUUCGGACAUCAGCAUGUCGCUCAUGAAUCCCUACCGUUACUUCAGUGGAGGGGAGAGCGAUACCUGCUCCUCCGCGGAGUCCUCUCCCUUCGGUUCCCCACUGCUGUCCAGGUCGGUAUCUCUUCUGAAGAUCUUCAGCCAGGAGAGUCAAUCCAAGGUCAUCAAACUCAAACACUCGGUGGCUCGCAACAGUUCCCUGUCCACCGACGAUAGUUCAGCGGACACCAGUCCUAGCUCCCAGCGCCGCAUGCGCUGUGCGACCCCUCCAACUGGGGGAGCCACCGGCGGGAUGCAACCUCAGCCCCUCACCCCUGCGGACCCCCAAGACAAAUUCCACAAGGAACACGUGCUCAGUUUUAUCAAAGGAGGCAGCCUCCGCUUGGUGGCCCAAUACAAUCCGUCCAACGCCCGGCUGAGAGUGCGAGUUGUGGCCGCCGAAGACCUCUACGACAAGCACUGUGACAUCAGGAGCAUCAACUGUUGUGUGUCUCUCUAUUUAAACCCUGGCAAGCUGCAGAAACAACGGAGCACGAUCAUCAAGAACAGCCGCAACCCCAUCUUCAACGAAGAUUUCUUUUUCGACGGGUUAGGCAUCAGCAACAUGAGGAAAAUGUCCCUCAAGGUCAAAGUGGUCAACAAAGGCAGCAGUCUCAAACGGGACACUCUGAUGGGCGAGAAGGAACUGCCCCUCCCUUCCUUGCUCCCCCUUUUAUAAAGUCUCCCCUGUCCCGGUCUUGGUGCCUGCCACUAACCCCAGUGGGCUUCUUUCCUGCUCUGCAAACCGGGAAGGGUUGGAGAGCUGCUCACGCAGAUUCCUCCAAGGCCAGUCAGCGUUUCCUUAAAAUGGGUGUUGCAUGUUUGAGGUCCACGAAUGGGGCAUCCCGGCAUUUUCGCAUGAAACCUCAGCAGCUAGCAGCGUGACCCUAUUUUCUUAGAAGGUCAGGAUAUUCUUUGUCCCUUGGGUCAAGAGGUGUCACUUGGUCACUGCGAGCUGAUCUUCUUUCGCUGUGACCAUGUUGGAGGUAGAGGGGAAGAGGACCUGGGAAUUUGAAAGGAACCAGGAAGGUUCCUUCAAAUGGCUUCCCUCGGGGUAGGAAGUGGGCGCAUGAAUAACCCUGUUUUUAAGCCUCUUCCUCACAAAUGCAUGCCGAGAAUCUGAGGAUAUAUCCCUUUAAGAUGCAUGCUGGCUGCAUUUGAUUAUGUCACGUCGUUCAGCAACUGCCAAUCUGCUGGAAGAUGACCUCAGCAGCCCACUUGACUUCUGCGGAAGGGACGGAGGGAUGUGAUCGCCUGUUUCACUCACCCAGGAAACUUCUUCACUUCCCAAAUGAGUGCAAAUUCUAGUUUUUGAUUUGGGAACUAGUGUCAAAGUGUGCUUUCUGAAAGAGAAGUUGGCAGGAGAAUGAGUUGGACCCAGAAGACCUUCUGAAGCCCAGCUGAUGAUCCAGCAAUUGUCCCAAAAAAGGCUGUUUUGCAAGAUUUGGGGGAUGGGACAGGGAUCCCAGCCUCCCUGCUCUGUUUGACUUCAGAGGAAAUUGCAGAAAAAUCAGAGUGAGGCCCGAUACGACUUUCAACCCGGGAGCCAAAAAAAAAAUGGACCUAUGGAUGGUCUGGAGAGUAGAUCAAAAUGAAGGAAGACACACAGAGAGAUAACAAAGGAAAGAAGAAGAUAGGGAAGAUAGGCCGUGAUUAUUUUUUAAUAUUUUGAUAUCCUGGCCUGAGAGACAAUCCUCAAUAAUAAUGAAUAAUGAUAAUUUUAAACGUGGGCUGGGUGAUACUCACGGAAUUGCCUUAUCCUGCACUGUUCUGCUUUGAGUAUGUGGAGACUCAGAUCAUUCCCAGCCUUAAGAGUUCGGAGUCUUUCAAUCUGCACUUCAGAUGGCUUGAACCCAUCUGAAGAUAAAACUCAGAUGGAUGGGUCUGAGGAAACACAGAGUCCUUAUUGGGACAUCCAACCUUCCAUGCAAACAAGAAAGGGGAAAACAAAUCAGUGUUAGCCUCUACAGCAGUAUUUUUCAAACUUGACAGCUUUAAGAUGGAUGGGCUUCAACUCCCAAAUUCCCCAGUCAACAUGCUUUAAGGUGGCUGGACUUCAACUCCCAGAAUCCCCCAGCCAGCCAUGAGGGCUGAGGAAUUCUGGGAGUUGAAGUCCACAAUCUUAAAUUUGCCAAGUUUGGAAAAACACCGCUCUGCAGGGUGUUCUUUGGGGACAUUCAGGUUGAAACUUGGAAAUGCUGAAGAUAGAACUCAAGGCCUUCUACAAGUCAAGAAGACAAGUUGUUUUUCCUUUUUAAUAUUAACUCCAUUUUCCUAAGGAGCAAAAAAACAAAACCAUCUCUUGUGCCAAGAAUCAGUUCUCUUCAUUGCAAACACCCACCUCUCCUAAGUGUGUAGGUAGGCGCUGUUCUUGACAAACCUUAGGAUCACGAUCAAAGAACCAUUGAGCAAACAGCUCGGCAAUCCUUAGUUUGCAAUCCCUAAACCAGGGGUGGGGAACCUUGGCUCUUUUAUGACUUGACUUCAACUCCCAGAAUUCCGGAGCCAGCCACGCUAAGGGGACAGGGAGAGGUUUCCAAGCUGAGCCAUUCUGUCUCAGGAAUUCUGGGAGUUGAAGUCCAUAAGUCGUAAAAGAGCCAAGGUUCCCCACCCCUGCGCCCAAACGAAUACCUACAUAAGAAUUUAAAGUGAAGAUCCAUUGGGAUCCGUAGACUGAAAUACAGCUUGUCCUCAAUUAACAACCACUCAUUCAGUGACAGUUUGAAGUUAAUGAUGGCAUUGUAAAAGUGGUCCUUGAGGUUCUGGCUAUCCCAGCAUCCUGCGCUCACAGGAUUGUAAUUUAGGCAUUUGGUAACUGGCUCACGCUUAUGACAGGCAGCCUUCUGCAGUCACGUGACCUCUAUUGUGAUGUUCCCUGCUGGCUUCCCAAGUAAAGUCAAUGGGGAAGCCAGCAGGGAAGGUCACACUCUGGUAAGUCACUCACAUUCCAGAGGCUUUUUGCACUGUGGGGCCCAGCCAGUGGUGGGAUUCAAAUCCCUGAACAACUGGUUCUCUGCGUGGAUGCAGGCCUGGGUCUCCGAGGCCUAGAACAGACUUCCGGAAGUGGCAUCCCCGCAUUUCCGGCAGGCUGUUCUUGUCCUGGGAUGCCUCUUUCAGGCCUCCAAGGCUAGAACGGACUUCCGGAAGUGACAUCCCCACACUUCUGGUAGGCUGUUCUUGUCCUGGGAGGCCUCCUUCAGGCCUCUGAGGCCUAGAACGGACUUCCGGAAUUGGCAUCCCCGCACUUCCGGUGGGCCGUUCUAGGCCUGGGAGACCUUCUCCAGGACUGCAUUCAGCCGGUUCUCCGAACUCAACAAAGUUUAGCUACCGGUUCUGCUGAACCGGUGCGAACUGGCUGAAUCCCAUCACUGGGCCUAACUCCCCAUUGGCUACUUGUGCACCCUGGCACACCUGGAAGCAGCCAUCUCUGGCCCUGCCGCGCUUACACACAUGCACCCUCAUGCACCAGGCAACAACCACCCCUGGUUCUGUACUUGUGUUGUGCCAAUCACUUGCGCAUCCUUGCGCACCCUUCCCCACUCAGCAACAGCUACCUAGCCGCCUGCAAGCGGAGUUACAAAUCACUGGGAACAUACGACUCUCUGCAGGCUUCCCCACUGACCUUGCUGGUUGCAAGCCAGCAGGAAGUUACAAGAUCCUCACUUAACAAUCCACAACCUUUGCUUAGUUUACAGUAACAGGGACUGCUGGAAUUGCUGUUGAGAAGCAAUGCAGUCACACGAUGUUGCACUUUAGGACGGCAUUGCUUAGUGAUGGAAAUUCUGGCCCCAUUGCGGUCAUAAUGUGAGGACCGUAUGCACUGGGCCUACAUCAUGGUGGAUACCCACUUUUUAAGGCAGGUUUUUUGAAUACUGGGAAAUCCCUAUAUCUCCUUAUUAAUGAACAGGGUCUUCCAAUGUUUAAUCCAAUUCUCAGAUUUGCUCCUUGUGUCAAUACAGGUAGUCCUCGACUUAACAACCACAACUGAGCCCAAAUAAAUGUAGGGAGAGAGCAAAGAAAAAAAGAGGCAGUGAUGUCCAAUUUUUCUUGGUGCAUUACACACAGGUAGGCCUCGACUUACUACCAUUUGUUUAGUGACAGCUCAAAGGCGCUGAGAAAAGUGACUUACGACCUUUGCAGCAUCCCUGGGGUCAUGAGAUCAACAUUCAGACACUUG